Molecule: messenger RNA, 1477 nt
Organism: Pisolithus orientalis
Lineage: Eukaryota; Fungi; Basidiomycota; Agaricomycetes; Boletales; Pisolithaceae
Product: homoserine O-acetyltransferase
Exons: 4
Coding region: 118-1458 (446 amino acids)
Biological process (GO): L-homoserine metabolic process
Molecular function (GO): homoserine O-acetyltransferase activity
Source: RefSeq, a predicted model, not a curated record
CCGGGAAUUACGGACGGGCCGGGUCUUCCCGUUACUGGUCACAAUUGGAAACGUUCGCGCCAUUUCACGCCAUCAGUUGCUUCGGGUUUCCAGGCUUGAACGAGAGAAGUUUGAGCCAUGUCGACCACCGAGCCACUGGCCGGCCAAAAUAUUUAUAUCGUACCUUCGUUCACGUUGGAAUCCGGAACGGAAUUGAAGCAGGUCCCCGUUGCAUACAAAACCUGGGGUCAACUCAACGCAACGCGAGAUAACGUUAUGAUAGUCUGUCACGCGUUCACCGGCAGCGCCGACGUGGAAGAUUGGUGGGGACCCCUCAUGGGCCGAGGCAAAGCGUUCGACCCUCAACGUUUCUUUGUCUUCUGUGCUAACGUCUUGGGCUCACCAUACGGCACCGCAUCGCCCGUAACCGUAAAUCCAGAUACACAGAAACCGUUUGGUCCCGAGUUUCCGCAGACAACUAUCCGAGACGACGUUCGACUACACAAGCUAGUACUGGACCACCUGGGUGCUUCUGGCGUAGCGGUCGCGAUCGGGGGGUCGAUGGGAGGCAUGGCAGUCCUCGAGUGGCCGCUUUGCACUCCCCAAGGCUAUGUCCGUCAUAUCAUCCCUAUCGCUACAUCCGCCCGUCAUUCUGCCUGGUGCAUCAGCUGGGGCGAAACCCAACGACAGAGUAUAUACAGCGAUCCCAUGUACAAAGACGGUUACUACGACGCCCAGCCAUCUUCGGGGCUCGCUGCAGCACGUAUGGCUGCACUGCUUACAUACCGUUCCCGCGACUCCUUCGAACAGCGAUUCGGUCGACGCCCACAAGUUCCCCCCGUCUCCAAUCCCAGCGCAAUCGCCCCACCGUCAUUACCCUGUGCUGCGGACGCCGCCCUUGCUGCGCACAAUGAAGGCUGUCAGAAAUUAUCCAGCCCAAAUUUCCAAUCCAAAACGCCCGAGUUACGACAAUCGGCAUCCUCCACUCCUCCCAUCUUCUCUGCACAGUCAUACCUCCGUUACCAAGGCGCAAAGUUCGUUGCCCGGUUCGACGCCAACUGCUAUAUCCAUAUCACUCGUAAGCUGGACACGCACGAUGUCGCUCGGGGGCGCACGGUAUUCCCCGAAAAUUCUAGCAGUACAGCGCAAGCGACCGCGCUUGCAGCUGUACUCGCGACCCUUCCCCGACGCGCGUUGGUCAUCAGCAUAGAAACGGACGGUCUGUUCACGCCUAGCGAGCAGAAAGAACUGGCCACUCAUAUACCGGAAGCAAGACUCGUGGUCAUUCCAUCCCCUGAUGGACAUGACGGGUUUCUUCUCGAGUUCGAGCAGAUUAACAAACAUAUACUUAGGUUCUUACGGACAGAAUUCCCGGAGUAUUACCAACAAGAGGUCGAUGGGGAAGUCGGAGUGGACGACUUCAAGGUGACAAAGACGAGUUUGUUUGGGGAGGCAGAGCUCGAUGUCACGAGAUGGUAGCUAUGGAAGUAGCAGACCC